UUUGGGGUCAUUUUAACUUUCACACUGGGCUAUUUGUGCACUAUAUAACGCUGAUAUUGUAGUGAUUUAAAUUUCCCAGGUAAAUUACAAGCAGCGACUCUCAUUUUGUUACUGAUCCAGUUUCAGGCAGAGGUCAGGCACAAUACUUCCUGAUAGAUUUCACGUAUGGUAAUCAAAUCUGUUUCUCAUUAAUGCUUGAACCUGCUUGGUCUCCUAGCUGGACAAUCCUCGACUAGCACACCACAAGCCGUUUCUCUCGCAAUUAGAAACCAUCUUUCCAAGUGAUGGACGGAGUAGAGAAUCUCGUGGAGGCAAAACGCAAUGAAAACCAAGGCAUGGUCAGACUCGUGUUCGCUCUCGUCAUCAUCAGCCUCAUGGUGUCAACGAUCGCCAUCAUUUUGUCUGCCACCAGUCUCUCUAAGGAAGGGACUACCAUCAAUGUCGGUGAUGCUGCAGGUUCGACUGGUGGAAGCUCUGCAGGCAAGCUCGCUGAUGACGUGUGGACUUUUGCAAUAGGCCAUGACGGAUCUAAUGUUGAGUACCUUGAUCGAACCAGUGGAACACUCCGUGGGUUUCAUGUCGACAUUGUUAAUGCAGUUUGCGCUCAGGCCAACAAAAAUUGUCGCUUGGUAUGGGAUGUCUAUGGCAAUUGUUGGAACUCUAGAGCUGGAGAACAGGCCCGUGGUGGCCCAGGGCUCAUGGGUGGCUGGUAUGACGCAUGUACAGGAUGGUUCAAUACAUACGAGCGGGCUAUAACUUUCAAGUUCACCAAUCCUCUACGCAAAAAAAUCAACGGACAGUUCGUCGUCAAACAAGGCAAUCCCAGCAACUUUGACCCGACCUCCAUUGGCUCCACCCAGAAGCUUGGAUUCGGAGAUGGAUGGUCGACUGACGAGCAUUGUCUCGCAAGAAACUCUGACACGAUUUCGGGGGUGCCCCUAGACUCCUCCCAAGUCGUUCACUAUUCUACAAGGGAGCAGUUGAUAGCAGCAAUCCUUAACGAUGAGGUGGUGGCUGGGUUCUCAAACGCCCACACCUUGUUGGACAGCGGACUCCAGCAGAUUGGACCAGACAUCACCAACUGUCAACGAGCCGGUGGGUCUAUCAUGACUCGCAUGCAGAGUACACUACCGGAUUGGUGGAACCCAGCUUUCGAUGCUCUCAAAGCGAAUGGAGCUUACAAAGAUAUAUGUGCCAAGAUAGAUAACGAGCAUGGCUCCCAACGUGGAUUCGCUGGAGAUGUUGUGUGCCUUGACUGAUAACAACCGUCUUCUCCUCACGCUCUUUCAGAAUAGCAACAUUAAUUCUCAGACAACUCGCCAGAUUCAGUUUUAUUGUUAUACUUUUACUUCAGAUUAAUUAUGAAGGUUUUUAAUGGAUAAAACCUCAGUUAUUGGUUAUUGGCUGGUCAAAAUCUUAAGAAUUUCUUUUCUUGUCAAGUAUCCGAUGGUCCCUAUUCUUGUGACAAUGCUUUGCUUUGUCGUGUAAUGUUCUCCCUCUCAUUGUAGAUUUCUUUUCCCCUUUCCUUCUUUUUCCCUCUUUCCUUCUUUUCCCCCUUUCCUUCUUUUUCCCCAUUCCUCCUUUUUCCCCUUUUUUUCUUUUAUCCAUUCUUCCUCCCUUCUUCUAUACUUUCUGUUUCUUCCUGUCUGUAAAUUAUAAUUAUUCACCAGGCCUAUUCACAACAAGCAUUGCUUUACUAUAGGCCCCUCCACUACAUACUUUAUAGAAUGAAUGAUGAAACGUUUAAACCUAUUCAUUAGGUUGCACUUGACUUGUAUGCUUUACUAUUACCUUUAUACUGGACCCCAUGUGAGACCAGUAGUGUCGUGCCUGGCACAGCUCAGUAUGGGUUAUCCAGCCGUUUCAUUCAUACUUAUGUGUAUACUUUUAUUGUAUGUUUGUUUUUAAUCAAAAGGAAAAUAAAUACUUCUACUACUUCUACUCU
Messenger RNA from Strongylocentrotus purpuratus (purple sea urchin), 1945 nucleotides. RefSeq lists its product as uncharacterized. The transcript has 8 exons. NCBI's taxonomy places the organism in Eukaryota, Metazoa, Echinodermata, Echinoidea, Camarodonta, Strongylocentrotidae. The record is from RefSeq and is a predicted model, not a curated record. Bases 285 to 1259 code for a protein of 324 amino acids.